Messenger RNA from Numida meleagris (helmeted guineafowl), 1976 nucleotides. It is a transcript of the gene PRKAB2, whose product is annotated as protein kinase AMP-activated non-catalytic subunit beta 2. Gene Ontology annotation, molecular function: protein kinase binding. NCBI's taxonomy places the organism in Eukaryota, Metazoa, Chordata, Aves, Galliformes, Numididae. Gene Ontology annotation, cellular component: cytoplasm; nucleotide-activated protein kinase complex; nucleus. Gene Ontology annotation, biological process: signal transduction. The coding region runs from base 371 to 1195 and encodes 274 amino acids. The transcript is spliced from 8 exons. The record is from RefSeq and is a predicted model, not a curated record.
UUGGGAGGGGCUCAAACAGCUCUGCUGGAUACGUGGUGGCAUGGAGCGCUCCCCCCUCAAGGAAAAGGGCAAUAAAGCUCGUUCCCGUUCUCCGGGGUAAAGGGCCAGCCUCUGGUGCGUCCUUAUAGGUGUGCACAGGGCGCACAACGCAAAACUACUGGCGCCAAGCCGCCCACCCACAGCAAAGAUGGCCGCGUCUCCCGGAAGUCACACCGCCCUCAAACAAAAUGGCUGCCCGGUGCCAUAGAGAGCAGAGAGGGGGCGGGCCAGAGCGCCCCGCAGAGGCUGGCGGUGGCGGCGGCCGCCAUUUUGAUCGGAGGCGGAGAGCGGGGCGGCGGCGGCGGCGGCGGGCAGGGGCUGCUGAGCUGUCAUGGGAAACACCACCAGCGAGCGAGUGUCUGGCGAGCGCCAUGGCUCCAAGUCCCACCGCUCCGAUGGCUCUGGCGCCGCCCAUCCCGCAAAGGAGCACCCGCACAAGAUCAUGGUGGGCAGCACAGAUGACCCCAGUGUUUUCAGCUCACACGACUCCAAGAUUCCUGGGGACAAGGAGUUUGUUUCAUGGCAGCCAGACCUGGAGGAGUCAGUGAAGCCAUCCCAGCAGGCUCGCCCCACUGUCAUCCGCUGGGCUGAUGGGGGCAAAGAGGUCUUCAUAUCUGGAUCUUUCAACAACUGGAGCACCAAGAUCCCGCUCAUCAAGAGCCACAAUGACUUUGUUGCUAUCCUGGACCUCCCAGAAGGAGAGCACCAGUACAAAUUUUUUGUGGAUGGCCAGUGGGUCCAUGACCCAUCCGAGCCCGUGGUGACCAGCCAGAUGGGGACGAUUAACAAUCUGAUUCAUGUUAAGAAGUCCGACUUCGAGGUGUUCGACGCUUUAAAAGUGGAUUCCCUGGAGAGCUCAGAACCCUCAGGUCGGGACUUAUCAAGUUCACCACCCGGACCUUACGGCCAAGAGAUGUAUGUGUACCGGCCUGAGGAGCGCUUCAAAUCCCCUCCCAUCCUCCCGCCUCACCUCCUCCAGGUCAUCCUCAACAAGGACACCAAUAUCUCGUGUGACCCGGCCCUACUGCCCGAACCCAAUCACGUCAUGCUCAAUCACCUCUACGCGCUGUCCAUCAAGGACGGCGUGAUGGUGCUCAGUGCCACACACCGCUACAAGAAGAAGUACGUCACCACGCUGCUGUACAAACCCAUCUGAGUCGGAGCCUUGCCCACCCCCCCAACGCAGGACACGAAAUGCCACUUUAUCUGCACAUGCUGGGCCACUGAACUGUGUGAGGACUGGCUGCUGGAUCCAGCCUCCAACCUGGGGGGCCGCAGCCCCCAGUGAUGAGCCCAGGCCUGCUGGGGCCAUCCUGCUGUCCCAUCCUACUGGUGUGGUUUGAUUUAACCCCUUGGUUUCUGCCCACCUGCAGCUCCCCUUGGCUUCAGUGAGUCCCUGGGGCUGCUUUGCUGCUCACAGACCAGCCUUUCCUUGCUCCUGACAUGGAAAAGGCUUCACUACCCCUCUGCUCUACACUGUGAUGGCCCUGAGGCUGUCCUGGCAGUGUCCCCAGGGCAGCAGCAAAGUGUCCUCCUGCUGCCCUGAUGAUGAGCCUCCAAGGCCACACUGGUCUCUGGGAGCUUGGGGAACUUCAGCCUGCCACUGUCCCCCUGUCCCUCAGCCCUGGCUGCAGAGCUGCCCUGCUCCUUGUGCUCCCCAGCUUUGAGGAGAGUUCUUGGCCACAGCUCUCCACCGCGAUCAGUGCUGAGCCAGCAGAAGGGAGGGCACAGCUGGACGCACCAUGCUUACCUGCUACCAAGACAGCACCAUCAAGGACUGAACACCUGCCCUGUCACCACCAUUGGGUGCUUCUGUCAGGUCUGGGGAGACUGGAGCAAGGCAGAUACCCCAGGACCCCAGCUACACCGUCUGCUGUUGUAGCAGUGCCACGUGACAGGGUUUUCUCUAUUUAUUACAGUAUUUAUUGUUCUCUCUA